Molecule: messenger RNA, 976 nt
Organism: Heterocephalus glaber (naked mole-rat)
Lineage: Eukaryota; Metazoa; Chordata; Mammalia; Rodentia; Bathyergidae
Product: olfactory receptor 5AL1-like
Biological process (GO): G protein-coupled receptor signaling pathway
Cellular component (GO): membrane
Molecular function (GO): olfactory receptor activity; G protein-coupled receptor activity
Source: RefSeq, a predicted model, not a curated record
GGCUUUAUUGAAGAAAACUUUUUAUACUGCUUCCAUGGCUGAAGGCAAUCACUCAGCAGCAUAUGCAUUCAUCCUCCUGGGGCUCACGGAUGAUCCAGAGCUGCAGGUCAUUCUCUUUGGCGUAUUCCUAAUGGUCUACUUAGUCAGCGUCCUGAGUAAUCUCGGGUUGAUAGUGCUGAUCCAGGUCAGUCCCCAGCUGCACAUGCCCAUGUACUUUUUCCUCAGCCAUCUGGCUUUCAUUGACUUUUGUUUUACCUCCUCUGUCACCCCACACACGCUGGUGAACUUUCUGUAUGCAGUAAAAAGUAUACCAUUUCUUGCCUGUGCCGUUCAGGUGUGCUGCUUCAUCACCUGUGCAGUGUGUGAAAUGUACCUGCUCUCCAUCAUGGCCUACGAUCGCUAUGUGGCCAUCUGCACCCCGCUACUUUAUGUCAUUCUCAUGCCUAGGAAGCUGUGUGUUCAAAUGAUUGCCGGCACAUACGUUUAUGGCUUCGUGGUGGGUCUGGUACAGGCAGUGGCCACAUUCCGCUUGUCUUUCUGUGGCUCCAACGUGAUCAACCACUUCUACUGUGAUGAUGUCCCCUUAAUUGCUCUGGCCUGUUCUGACACUCACCUCAAAGAGUUGAUGCUGCUGAUCAUCGCAGGGUUCAAUACCCUUUGCUCUCUAGUGAUUGUGCUCAUUUCUUAUGCCUUCAUCCUCUUUGCCAUCCUGAGGAUUCAGUCUGCAGAAGGAAGACAGAAAGCAUUUUCUACCUGUGCGUCUCACCUGACCUCCAUCUCAGUAUUUUAUGGGACUGUUAUUUUUAUGUACCUUCAGCCUAAGUCAAGCCAUUCUCUGCACACAGAUAAAUUUGCCUCCGUGUUCUAUGUGGUAGUGAUUCCCAUGUUAAACCCAUUGAUCUACAGCUUGAGAAAUCAAGAGGUAAAAAAUGCCCUGAAGAAAAUUGUGGGAAAGUCAUGUCUGGCUAUCAAAUAA